Molecule: messenger RNA, 666 nt
Organism: Meloidogyne enterolobii
Lineage: Eukaryota; Metazoa; Nematoda; Chromadorea; Rhabditida; Meloidogynidae
Source: the annotation of a GenBank genome assembly
AUGGGUGUUAACGUGGAUGUCGCUGGGUCACAUUUAUCCGCCCAAAUAUUUGGAUUUGACCUGGGUUUUGACUUUCUAGGCUGGACCCAUUGGCGAGGGUUUCCUUUUUGGUGUAUUUGUGGCUUUGGUCGAUUCUGGCGACUUAAGUGUUUUCGAGUUUCCUCUAAUUUUUUUAUUUUUUCAAGUUCUGGUGAUUUACUACGUGCAGAAGUUUCUUCAGGCUCUCCUCUAGGCUUGCAAUUCUCUGAAACCAUCAAAGCUGGGAAACUUGUAGAAUUGGAUUUGGUGCUUGAUUUGGUUGAGAAGGCGAUGCUUAAAGCCGUUGAAGCUGGGGCGAAGGGAUUUUUGAUUGAUGGAUAUCCUAGAGAUGUUGAACAAGGAAAGCGUUUUGAAGAAAAGUUGUCUCCAAGCCAUUUGGUUAUUUUCUUUGAUGUUGUAGAAGAAACUUUGGUUAAACGUUUAAUGUUUCGUGGACAAACUAGUGGUAGAGAAGAUGAUAAUGAGGAAACAAUUCGUAAUCGUUUGCGUACUUUUUAUGAGGCAACCAAACCGGUCGUGGAAUAUUAUGAAGGAAAGGGGAAAUUGGCAAAGAUAAAUGCUGAGGGAACUAUUGAGGAUAUUUUUGCUGAGGUUUGCAAGCAUUUGGACAAAUUGGAGAAGAAAUAG